Xenia sp. Carnegie-2017 is the source of this 1437-nucleotide messenger RNA. Its product is annotated as zinc finger MYM-type protein 1-like. The transcript has a single exon. Bases 1 to 1437 code for a protein of 478 amino acids. Lineage: Eukaryota; Metazoa; Cnidaria; Anthozoa; Malacalcyonacea; Xeniidae. The record is from RefSeq and is a predicted model, not a curated record.
AUGCGUCAAGACCUUAUUACUUUCAGUCAUAAUGAUGAAAAGGCUUUUCUCCUAGGAGAAUUCAGCGACUGGAAGAAGUGCAGAGAAAAACCUAAAAAACACUCUCAGUCUAAAUUUCACGCAGAGGCGACUGAGAAAGUUUUAUUAUCUGAUGAUUCGCGAAGAGAUAUUGCAGCUAUAUUGUUUAGUGAAUUGAAGAAAACCCAGGAAACUCGAAGAAGAAUGUUGCAAAAACAACUAAGUAGUAUAAGGUAUUUGGCACGCCAAGCCCAAAGUUUGCAAGGUAAAACUGAACUUGAGAGUAACUUGCAACAGUUGCUAAAAUUAAGAGCAGAGGAUGUACCUGAUUUGUUGGAGUGGAUUGAAAACGGAAGAUAUCUCAGUCAAGACAUCAUAAACGAGUUGAUUAAUAUGAUGGGCAAUGCAGUCCUGAGAUCUAUAGUGGCAGACAUCCGUAAGGAAUCACAAUUAUUUAGCCUAUUUGCAGACGAGUCUAGAGACAUAAGCAACAAGGAACAACUAAAAUGUGUUUUGCGCUGGAUAUCUAGAACUGACUUGUCCGUCCACGAAGAUUUCCUCGGAAUGUACGAGCUAGAGAAAACCGAUGCUGAAACAAUCACCACUUCGCUGAAGGACAUUUUGUUGCGAUGCAGUUUGACGAUAGACGACUGUCAAUGGCAAACAAAUGAUGGAGCAGCAAAUAUGGCUGGAGGCAGAAGUGGGGUUGCUGCCGGAAUAUCUUCUGAGAAUCCUCACGCCCUGUACAUUCAUUGCGGUAACCACAUUCUUAACUUGGCUUUGCGUGACUGUGUAAAGGAGAGCUGGAUUAUCAGCGAUACGUUGAAGGAGGUGCAAGAGCUGGCCGUGUUUAUUCGAUCUUCACCAACACGAAUAGUGCAAUACCAGCAUAUUGCCAAAGAGAUUGAAGACAGCGGCACGCAAGUUGCGAAUCCGCAUUUGCUGUGUCCAACUCGAUGGACAGUAGGAACCAAAGCCAUCUCGGCUGUCUUGCACAAUUAUGAGGCCCUCUACUCUGCAUUACUUAGCAUUGACAAAGAAUCUUGCAAGUCCACCGUUCGUGACACAGCAUCAGGUAUGGCUAGCCGAUUGAAGAAGUUUUCCUCGUACUUUGGUUUAGGUUUUGCGCAGAAUAUCUUCAGCGUGUGUGAACAAGUAGCAACUUCAUUAAAGAAGCCUUCAAUAACGACACAAACAACUGUUACUUGCAUAAAUGCCUUGAAGACAAACUUGCAGCGACAACGACAUGAGAUUCAACUUGAAAUAGUGUUGAUACUGCACCAUUACAGAAAACUUUGCAACCUGAUCAUCUCUUCAUGUUGUCAACAAAUUGAGCAGAUCAAAUUCUACUCCAUUUUAUGCUUGUUUUUCUGGUUAUUGUUUGAGGUGGCAGCUUUUUCAUGUUAUCUAUCCACUUAG